CCAAUAAAAGCGAAAAAACACGUAAGCAUCGACGCGGGCUCGGCGCAAGCGGAGGAUGCUCAGUGGGAAGCGGCAAUCAACUCUCAGCACCGCUCGCACUGUUCACUUCCUCGCAAGCCACCGAGUGCAACCUGGGCCUCUCCACCGACCCGACCCCGACUCUCAUUCAUACUGCGGCCGCACUCGAGGUGAGGAGGGCGGUGGGGGGGAAGACCUAAUUAGGAAGGUCAGGCUCCUUUUAGUAGCAAGGUCAUCGCCUCAAGAGGAAAAUGUUGGAUCCGUCAUCCAGCGAGGAGGAGUCUGACGGGAUAGUGGAGGAGGAGAGCAAAGAAGUGAUGGCCCCUCAGGCCGGAUCCCGCAUCUCCCCGAGCAGGACCAGCGAAAGCUCCGGAGGACUUGCGCCCAGCAGCGGCCGCAGCAGCGCCCGACCGACCAGCCCGAGCCCGUCGGCCGCCAGCGAAGAGAAAGACGACCUGGAGAAGCUGCAGCGCGAGGAAGAGGAGCGCAAGAAGAAGCUGCAGCUUUACGUGUUUGUCAUGCGAUGCAUCGCCUAUCCGUUCAACGCCAAGCAGCCCACAGACAUGGCGAGGCGACAACAGAAGAUAAUGAAGCAGCAGCUUCAGCAGACCAAGGAUCGCUUCCAGGCCUUCCUGAACGGCGACACGCAAAUUGUGGCCGAUGAAGCCUUCAUCAAUGCCGUGCAGAGCUACUAUGAGGUGUUCUUAAAGAGCGACCGCGUGGCUAAAAUGGUCCAGAGCGGCGGCUUCUCGGCGAGCGACUUCAGGGAUGUGUUCAAGAGGCACAUCGAGAAGCGGGUGCGCAGCCUCCCGGAGAUCGACGGCCUGAGCAAGGAGACGGUGCUCAGCUCCUGGAUGGCAAAGUUUGACACCAUCUACCGCGGCGACGAGGAUCCGCGCAAGGCUCAACAGCGUAUGACGGCCAGCGCCGCCUCCGAGCUCAUCCUGAGCAAGGACCAGCUGUACGAGAUGUUCCAGAAUAUCCUGGGCAUCAAAAAAUUUGAGCACCAACUUCUUUACCAAGCCUGCCAGCUAGACAACUUGGACGAGCAGGCUGCACAAAUAAGAAGAGAACUGGAUGGUCGUCUUCAGAUGGCCGACCAGAUUGCGCGGGGAGGCAGGUUCCCCAAGUUUGUGUCCAAAGACAUGGAAGCUAUGUACAUUGAGGAGCUCAAGUCUUCAGUGAACCAACUGAUGGCCAAUCUGGAGAGCAUGCCCGUGUCGAAGGGUGGAGAGUUCAAGCUCCAGAAGCUGAAGCGAGGACACAACACCUCCAUCAUCGACAUGGGCCAGGAGGAUGAAAACACUCUGUCCAAGUCUGAUGUGGUCCUGUCCUUCACUUUAGAGGUGGUGAUCAUGGAGGUGCAGGGGCUGAAGUCUCUGGCUCCCAACAGGAUUGUCUACUGCACCAUGGAAGUGGAGGGAGGAGAGAAGCUCCAGACUGACCAAGCGGAAGCAUCUAAGCCAACCUGGGGGACCCAAGGGGACUUCACCACCACACAUCCACUGCCUGCUGUCAAGGUGAAACUGUUCACCGAGAGCACCGGCGUGCUGGCACUGGAGGACAAAGAGCUGGGCAGGGUUGUCCUUCACCCGACUCCAAACAGCCCCAAGCAGUCUGAACUGCAUAAAAUGACCUUGACCAAGGCUUGCCCUGACCAAGACCUCAGGAUCAAACUGGCCAUUCGCAUGGACAAACCCCAAAACAUGAAACACUGCGGGUAUCUGUGGGCUUUUGGGAAGAAUGUCUGGAAGCGCUGGAAGAAACGUUUCUUUGUUCUUGUGCAAGUGAGUCAGUACACAUUCGCCAUGUGCAGCUACAGGGAGAAGAAGUCCGAACCACAAGAGCUUCUCCAGCUGGAUGGCUACACUGUGGACUACAGCGACCCGCAGGCAGGCUUGGAUGGCGGAAGGGCUUUCUUCAACGCGGUGAAGGAAGGCGACACUGUGAUCUUCGCCAGCGAUGACGAGCAGGACCGCAUCCUGUGGGUUCAGGCCAUGUAUCGCGCCACCGGCCAGUCCCACAAGCCCGUCCCGCCCACUCAGGUCCAGAAACUUAAUUCCAAAGGGGGUGCCUCGGCUCAAAUGGACGCUCCCAUCUCUCAGUUCUCUGGACUCAAGGAUGCUGACAGAGCUCAGAAACAUGGCAUGGAUGAGUUUAUCUCGGCUAACCCCUGUAGCUUUGACCACGCCUCGCUUUUUGAGAUGGUGCAGCGGCUCACCUUGGACCACAGGCUCAACGACACCUUCUGCUGCCUGGGAUGGUUCAGCCCGGGCCAGGUUUUUGUCUUGGACGAAUACUGUGCCAGGAACGGCGUCAGAGGUUGCCACAGGCAUUUGUGUUACCUGCGCGACCUGCUGGAGCGGGCGGAGAGUGGCACCAUUAUUGACCCCACUCUUCUGCACUACAGCUUUGCGUUUUGUGCCUCCCACGUGCACGGGAACAGGCCAGACGGGCUGAGCACCGUCAAAGUGGACGAGAAGGAACGAUUUGAAAACAUCAAAGAGCGGUUGCGUGUCAUCUUGGAAAACCAGAUUGUAAAUUUCAGAUAUUGUUUCCCCUUUGGCCGUCCGGAAGGUGCACUGAAGGCCACGUUAUCUUUGCUGGAGAGGGUGCUGAUGAAGGACAUUGUGACACCGGUCCCUCCAGAAGAAGUUAAAGGGGUCAUCCGCAGAUGUUUGGAGCAGGCUGCUAACCUCAACUACCAACGGAUUAAAGACUAUGCUAAAAUUGAAGGGAAAAAGAGGGAAAUGUUUGAGCACCCUGUCUUCUGCUUGGCGUCUCAAGUGAUGGAUUUAACCAUCCAGAAUGUAGGCCGCUUAGUCACCCCUGCAAAAAAGCUGGAGGAAACCAUUCGCUUGGCGGAGUUAGUCAUUGAGGUCCUUCAACAGAACCAAGAGCACCACGCCGAGGCGGCAGUCACAAGCUCUGCAGAUCAAUCGGCGUUUGCAUGGUGGACCGACCUCAUGGUGGAGCACGCCGAAAACUUCCUGGCCCUCUACGCCAUUGACAUGGACGCCGCUCUGGAGAUCCAGUCGCCCGAGAGCUGGGACAGUUUCCCACUCUUCCAGCUUCUCAACGAUUUCCUCCGAACAGACUAUCAUCUGUGCAACGGAAAAUUCCACAAGCACCUUCAGGAUCUGUACGCUCCUCUGGUGGUUAGAUAUGUGGAUCUGAUGGAGUCCUCCAUUGCACAGUCAAUUCACAAGGGCUUUGAGCGGGAGUCUUGGGAGCCUGUAAAGAGUUUAACAAGUAAUCUGCCCAAUGUGAAUCUACCAAAUGUCAACCUCCAAAUUCCCAAAGUACCAAAUCUGCCAGUUCCAGUAGCGGGACUAUCAGUUAACCUUCCACAAAUGCCUAGCUUUUCAACCCCGUCGUGGAUGGCUGCUAUAUAUGACUCUGACAACGGCUCCGGCACAUCUGAGGACUUGUUCUGGAAGCUGGACGCCCUUCAGACCUUCAUCCGGGACCUCCACUGGCCCGAGGAGGAGUUCGCUAAACAUCUGGAGAGUCGCAUCAAGCUCAUGUCGAGCAACAUGAUCGAGAACUGCGUCAAGCGCACCAGGAUGGCGUUUGAGUCCAAAGUGGCAAAGAGCAGCAAGUCGACAGAUUUCCGCAUUUCUCCGACAUUAUGCACCAUGUUCAAUGUGAUGGUGGACGCGAAAGACCAGUCGGCCAAACUGUGCGCCAUGGAGAUGGGUCAGGAGGCAAACAAAGAAAAAAACAAAAAACAGUUCCACUCACAAAUCGAUGAACUGAUUGAGGAAAGUGUGCGGGACAUGAUUCAGCUCUUGGUGGCAAAGUUUGUCGUCAUUUUGGAGGGAGUUUUGGCAAAGAUAUCCAGAUACGAUGAGGGCACGCUGUUCUCCUCGUUCCUCUCGUUCACGGUGAAAGCUGCCUCUAAGUACGUGGACGUACCUAAACCCGGCAUGGACGUGGCUGACGGCUACGUGACCUUUGUCCGCCACUCUCAGGACAUGCUGCGUGAUAAGGUCAAUGAGGAGGUGUAUAUAGAAAGGUUAUUUGAUGUAAGUAAGAUGCCGUCUCCUCCGCUCAAGCAGAGAGGGGGCCCUACAGAAUGUGGGCAAAACAACAGGGCAGAGGGGGAUAAGUCCCAUUUGGGUUUUUUGUUUCCUUUUUUUUUUUGGUUUUUAAUUUCUUUGCGAGCAGGAAAAGUGUUUCUUCCUGUCCUUUCUGUCCUCUUCUCUCUCUUUCUCUUUUCAAGCUCAGCUGCUGCCCUCUGCAUUCCGGUCUGCAUUGCCACAGUGCUUUUGGGCCUUUGUCUAUUUAAAAAAAAAAAAAGAAAACAAGCACAACAAGCUUUUAUUUACAAAGAGUCCGUAAAAGCAUCCCCCCCACACCCCCCACCCCAAGUAAAGGAUUAUACGAAGCAGUGCUCUCUGGAAAGAACAUAGUGCAUGCUUCGUGAACAUCAAGCACUCCUCAGGAAGACACAUGAGGAGCCUUUAGUGGAAAUGCAGAAAUUGUAAAGGCGGUGGGCUCACGGGCAGGUUUUCAUGUGUUGGAGGGUGAAGAGAGCACUGUCUUAACCCAACAUAAUCCUGACGGGAUACAUUGACAGCAAUGUGUCCCCCAUGUGUGGUUUUCAACGACACAUAAUGCCGUGUUGUGUUUAUGUGCGUGUGUGUGCGCGCGCGUGCGUGCGUGCUUCCACGUCAUUGCGAAGCUAUCUGUUGAGAUGCACGUCUCGGCCGCGGCGUGUUGGCCUUUGUGAGGAAGUGAGUUGGGUUAACACGCAGGUAUAUUGUGCGGGAGCCGCGUGCCAGAUGAAACUAUUUUUGUUUGUCUUUGAUUUAUGUAUGUUUCUUAUCUAUCUUUUUUGUUAUGGAGUGGCCCUGCUUUUGUGUGUGAGAAGGCUCCUCCCUUGUCUGCGUCCUCACUUCCUCCCCGUGUUCUCUGUGUGGUUCGCCCCCCGCCCCUACCCCAGACGAGUCAUGUUCAAGUUCUUCUCAAGUCGAAGCCGCGUUUUUAAAGUGACAUUAGGAUGUCCGCUUUGUUUUUUAGUUACUUUUGUUUUUGCUUCUCAUCGUAAUGCAUUUCCAUCCAUCAAUUUUUGCAUGUAUGUCAAAGCCAUCCUUCGAUGUUGCACUGGCUCUACUGGAUCUCUCUUAUUUCAACCCUUUUGGUCUCUUCUUAUUAACACCAUUCCUGCUUCCUCCUCCAGUGUAAAAAAAACUGCAGUGGCUUUAUUUACGAGAUGUAAAUCUAUUUUCUUCAAAUCUAUUUUUACAGCAGUUCCAACUUUUGAUGAGAGUGCUUUACGUCAACACAGAAGCUAUUUCUAUCCGCUGCGGCAUCCGAAUAGAUGCCGUUUGAAAAAACAAACAAACAAUGAAUAGAAAGACUUUCAAAGGCUGCAAAGUGCAUGCCAGAGCAACAGAGGGCACUGUAAUCAUUUUAGCCAAUCAGAAAUCUGAAGAAAGUCAUUAGUCUAAUGACAGUGGUAGAUGUAGGGAAAAAAAAGGCAGACUUGCACACUAUUGAUAAAUAUUGGAUAUUGCAUAUGUUACAUCCACCGAUCCAUUUUCUAAUGCACUCAUCUUCACAAGGGUCGCGGGUAGGUAAUAAUAAAGACUUUCAAAGAAUCAUCCACAUAUUAAUAUACAAUACAGUAUACAAAAUUAUAGUUGAUAUCAAUAAAUUGAAACCAACAGUAUACUUGCAUUUUAAAUAUUAUGCACUAUAUAUUGUUGCAAAUUUCUUCGCGUUGAAUGCUAACACGUUACCAUCGCAGACUGGUACUGACUAUUAAGAAUGUUUUUAAAAAUAAAAAAAAAUCAGACAACACCUGCGUGCUAAGGAAAACCGUAUUCAUCAUUUAGUAACAACCGCCAUGACACUUUACAGCACCCGUGUCUUUAUUUUCGUAAUAAGUGUGGGAAUGCGCCGGCUCGUUGAAGCAUGUUAUGGUAAAUGAUAAUUGAAAGAAAAAAAAUGUUUGUUGUCGCUCCUUGAAAACAUGUCUCCAUAGAAAAAUGGCUAGAACCACUAAAACGUAUGUGGAGUAAUUCACGCACGCAUGUGCGUGCGUGAAUAAGUGUAGAUUGUUUGAAUUCCAGUGUUCAGUAAAUAUUUUAAUAAUAUCGUAAGUUAUAUUUUUUCUUUGAAGUGUUAAUAUGAGAGAAAGUGCCUUGGUUUCGUGGGGGUAAAUCUUAAAUUAGUGUCUUCCCAUAACGAUCUUUAGCCCCAAUUUUGUCCGUACUUUCUUUUCUCGACAUGACUUGCUCUCAUCCGUUCACCAAGUAACAUUAGACAUCCACUGCAGGUUGCGCAGGCUUGUUAUUGAGGUCGCCAAAAAUUGUGAUCAGGAUAAAAUUUGAUUUGUUGUGGGGUUGUAAUCUGGGUUGUAUUCCAUUUUUUGCUCAUCAUCUGGGAUAGGUGACGACAAGUGCUAUAGAAAAUGGAUGGCUGGACAAUUUAAUAUGCAUCAUAAUAAAUCGACUAUGGUUUUAUGAUCAGUCAAUAUUAUGUUACAACUGACAUCACAGGUUGCCGGGUAGAUCUGCGUCGCCGCAGCUGCAUUCAUUUUACGGGAUUCUACACGUCACACGCGCAGGCGGAACUGCUGUAAAAAUGUAUGGUGGUCACGUCAAUACAGCCCCUGGCGAGUGGAAAAAAAAGUGGCACUUAUCUCGAGUGUUGAGUUGUUUUCUCACAUUAUGUUGGUUGGCAUGUUUUUUUUGGAGUCAAAUAAUCUUCCUGUGUACAUCUUCUAGCAUGACCCUACUCCUCCGACUUGUGGCUCAUUUUGCACACAUACUACCGUAGGGCAGUCGUCUCUUCCUCAGCACGCGCACACCUGUGCCAGGUCUGCAUGCACUGCACGCUCGACUCGACUGUCAGGUGGAAAGGCAUCCGCAUCUACCCGGAACCCGCUCCCUUGCGCAACCAACCCCCCCCCCCCCUCCCCCUCCCUUCCUUGAGUCCAAAAACCGUCCAUCCAUUCACCUUAGCAAAUUCCGACGAAAGCUGACCAGCGGAUACGACGAGCCCGCUUGAUUUCAAAGCUGUCAGAGGUUUUGAUUUCAACUCCGUGUGAGUGCUGUUCUCUUGUAGCCUUGAAUACAAACCAAGUGUGGGACGAAGCAGAUAGAAGGGACACAACAAUAGCACUGCUUCAACCGCGCCUGUGCGCCAUUUGCUCACUAUCCAUUGCUCCUUUUCUUUUGCCAGUAAAAGCUCAGCAUCCAGUUGUUUUAUCUCCAAGGCCUCUGAGGUCAAAUUUCUACUAAAACUAACGCAGCGUUUAUGUGGCGCAGUGUGAACACAUUCCCCCUGAUUGCCGCUUCCAAAGCCCAGCCGCUUAAUUUGCACUUUUUUUUGUGCACGUCAGGAAAUGAAUGGAUCACUUAGCUCGAUGAAUUCUUAAAUAUCUCCCAAAGUCAGGAAUGCCAAGUAAGCAUGUAUUUUAAUUCAUUUAAAGGUCCAAUUUGCUUAUUACAACUAUGACAUAUGACUAUGACUAUGCACUACGCAGGUCUGCCUCACGCUGAGCUAUGGUAAUGACUCGGAUUGAAAACGGCGCGUCGGUGACUCACACACCCAUGCAUCAAGUGAUUGGCCCACGCAUAAUUAACCAGCUUGGUGCAACCAGAAUUUCGCUCCAAUCGGGAAACGUUUCGAGGCGCCACAAUUCUGAAUUUCGUACAGCCCUGUUGGUCAAUCCAGUGUGUGUGUGUGUGUGUGUGUGUGUGUGUGUGUGUGUGUGUGUGUGUGUUUGUGUGUGCUUUUUACAAAUUGGUUUGCUUUCUUCGACAAUGCAAUCUCAAUGAUUUGAACAAACCUACCAAUUUGGGGCCGGUCGGUCCACUUGUGGAAAAAGUCGCAUCUCGGCAUUUCUGCAAUGACUCGUUGAGAUGUGCUCCACGCGAAAUGCGCUCGUGCAUAAAAACAUGAUGUGAAUUUCAGUGUUUAUGGGCCGUAAAAACACUCAAUGAAGUCGUUGCCGCAUAAUAAAACGCAAGCAAAGUGCUUCUUGUUGCAGCUGUUGGGACCCGUUGAAGUCACCGUUAAAACUUCGAGUACAUUGAAAUGACAUCAUAAUCCUCUUUGCUUUUGGCGUUGACACGCUAACAGAAUAUGAGGUCAAAUUGUGUCCAUUUAUUCUAAAUAGAGGGGUUUUUUUUAGGGGGGGUGGGGGAAUUAUGAUUUUUAUGAGUUUAGUGGGGUACUUCUAUCUUAAAAAAAUACAACUUCCAUCUCUCAGCUUUCCUUUUUUGGUGUAUAGAUCUAAUGGAAAUACUGCACAUUUAUUCAUUUUAUAUUCAAUUUAUUAAGUUAAGAAGGUCCAGUGGUGAGCGCAUUGACCUCACACUAUGGGGUGCAGGGUUCAAUUCCAGCCCCGGCCUCCUUGUGUGGUGUUUACAUGUUCUCCCUGUGCCUGCGUGGGUUUUCUCCGGGUACUCCGGUUUCCUCCCAUAUUCCAAAAACUUGCGUGGAUGGCUGAUUGAACACUCCAAAUUGUCCCCAGGUGUGAGUGUGAAUGGUUGUUGGUUUCUGUGUGCCCUGCGAUUGGCUGGCAACCGGUUCAGGGUGUCUCCCCGCCUACUGCCCGAAGACAGUUGGGAUAGGCUCCAGCAUAAGGAUAAGGAUAAAGCAGAUCACAAAAUGGAUGAAUCAAUGAUAUUAUGACUCAUCUUGUAAAAUGGUAAAUGAAACUCCUUGUCUUCUUGUUUGCACACUUAAUAUUACAACUUUGUUUUCUGCCUACGCUGGGAUUCACUCAUAUAAUGUACACACAUACUAGCUAACAAAAGGAUAACCACACUUGUAAAAUCAAGGCCUUAUUGGUGUGAGUUAAUAUGAAAACUUUUUGUGGCUUAGUUUCGUCAAAUUGUUAAUCGUCUGACUUCAUUCUCACAAGCUGACCCUUUUCACGUCGAAAUCUGAUUGAAUCCUCCUCCUCAGUGCGGUGAAGGCCCCCAUGCGGGCGUACGUGGACACACGUGGCGUCAGACUAUUGUUUUCCCCGCCGUCUUGUGUCAAGGUGUGCGAUGUGUGUGCGUGUGUGUGUGUGUUCUUGCUGGAGAGUGUUGCUGUUUAUGUCUUUCAGCAAUGGUACACUGCCACCAUGAACCUGCUGGGCACUUGGCUCACCGAGCGCAUGGACCAGCAGCUGCACGUCUACCAGCUCAAGAUCCUCAUCAGGAUCACCAAG
This is a messenger RNA of Hippocampus zosterae (dwarf seahorse), 9196 nucleotides long. It is a transcript of the gene cadpsb, whose product is annotated as Ca2+-dependent activator protein for secretion b. Gene Ontology annotation, cellular component: glutamatergic synapse. The record is from RefSeq and is a predicted model, not a curated record. The transcript has 29 exons. Lineage: Eukaryota; Metazoa; Chordata; Actinopteri; Syngnathiformes; Syngnathidae. Gene Ontology annotation, biological process: positive regulation of exocytosis; synaptic vesicle exocytosis; dense core granule exocytosis. The coding region runs from base 270 to 4433 and encodes 1387 amino acids.